Molecule: messenger RNA, 843 nt
Organism: Hevea brasiliensis (rubber tree)
Lineage: Eukaryota; Viridiplantae; Streptophyta; Magnoliopsida; Malpighiales; Euphorbiaceae
Product: 17.3 kDa class I heat shock protein
Exons: 1
Coding region: 176-664 (162 amino acids)
Biological process (GO): response to hydrogen peroxide; protein folding; response to heat
Source: RefSeq, a predicted model, not a curated record
UACAGAACCUUCAAGAUCCAUCACAACACAGUCAAGAAUCCACCCUAUAAAUACCUCCUUCCUUUAUCCAUUCAAAUCGCAGAGCUAACCCAUUUCAAGCUAAGAAAUACCAUAAGUAUUCACCGAGUAAUCUUGUUCUUCUUCCAAUUCACAUCUCAAAACCAAGAAAAGAAAAAUGUCUCUUAUUCCAAGCAGCUUCUUCGGUGGCCGGAGAACCAACAUCUUCGAUCCCUUCUCUCUCGACGUCUGGGAUCCUUUCCACGACUUCCCAUUCCCAAGCACAGCUGUAUCAGCUCCUCGCUCUGAGUUGGCAAGCGAAACUUCGGCUUUUGCCAACACACGCAUGGACUGGAAGGAGACCCCUGAGGCUCACGUUUUCAAGGCUGAUCUUCCAGGAUUAAAGAAAGAGGAAGUGAAGGUGGAGAUAGAAGAAGGCAGGGUUUUGCAGAUAAGUGGAGAGAGAAGCAAAGAGAAGGAAGAGAAGAACGACAAGUGGCAUAGAGUUGAGAGAUCAAGUGGGAGAUUUUUGAGGAGGUUCAGGCUGCCAGAGAAUGCGAAAGUUGAUCAGGUUAAGGCAAGCAUGGAGAAUGGAGUCUUGACAGUGACUGUGCCCAAAGAGGAGGUCAAGCAACCAGAUGUCAAGGCCAUUGAGAUCUCCGGUUGAGUGAAAUGCUACGCAAACUCGAUCUUUGGUGUGUUAUACAGUUUGCCGAAUAAAUAAGUAGAUGUGUGUAAUCUGCAAUGUAAUGGGGUUUUAUGGGCUUGUUUGAAUGGAGUUCAGCUUUUAAUGUACUACUACACAAGUUUUCUUUGUUAAUAAAGAUUUAAGCUUCUGGUUUUCUA